AUGUUCGUCAAGCAAAAAAACGUUUUUAGUGAAGAAGGCAAAAAAGGCAAGAUUAAUGAGUAUUUGGUCCUUGCUGGGAUUAUUGGCGCAGUGGUCGCAGUGCUUUUCCUUUUCUGCAUUGUAUGUCUGCAAAGACUGCGAGAAAAGAAGAGGCGUUUAAAAUUGGCCGAAAUCAAACAUAGAAAGGAAACUGUAAAGACUUCUACGGGUACUGAAGAAAAGAAGGAUGGACAGAAACUGUCAGCUGAAGCAUUGCAAUCAAAAUCCACUCCAGAUGAAGUGACCCCAGCCAGAGCCGCAGCUUCACCUCCUACCGCCACCAGCGGUAACUACGUAAAUGCGGCUGACCUGACCUUGGAUAUUUUGACAGCUUCUACACAAUCGGAAGAGGACAUCCAAAGCUGA
Cylicostephanus goldi is the source of this 405-nucleotide messenger RNA. The record is from the annotation of a GenBank genome assembly. NCBI's taxonomy places the organism in Eukaryota, Metazoa, Nematoda, Chromadorea, Rhabditida, Strongylidae.